CGCUGUGCAUCGAGUCCGCGUUCUAGGGCCUUGCAUCGCGUCCCCUUCGUCCAUGCGAAUGGGAGAGCGGGUAUACGAAUUUGUGAGAAGAGACACAACAGAAAACUUAAAGCCCCAUACAUCCAACCCUUUUGGCAUAGUCUUUCCAAGGUGAAAACCAGUUUGGGUAGUCAGGUGGCAGCGGCAUGGCUACAGACUGGGUCACGGAGAGCUCGGACUCGCUGUUGCACUUCGCCGACCUGAUACUCUCCUCCGUCCCUGUGCGGCACCACCGGGCGGCGCUGCUCGACAAGGUGCAAGACCAGAUGCGCCAAUAUGCGCGCCUCGAGGCUGAGGCCGAACAGGCCGCGCUCGCACUGUCCGAGGUCAAGGACGAGGCCGUGUCGUCCAUCAGCGAGGGCAGCGAGGUGAACAUCGAGGAGCUGGCUGAGCGCGUUAAGUGCCUUACCGAUAGAUAUAUGCAAGAUAAAUUGGCGGCGAUGGGAGACCUGAACGCCCACGACAAGUGCCUGCGGCUCGCGCGCAUGGUGGAUGCCGCUACGCCGGCCGCCGCCGGCGCCGAUGAGGAGCUAGUGGUGACCGGAAUGCAGACUGCCACGAGGGACCCCUGGUCGAAGCAGGAGAUCCGCCGCCCGUACCGCAACCGCCGGUGCGACCACGUGUACGAUCAUGAAUCACUGGAGCGCCUGCUGGGCGAAAAGGCAUGUUCCAUCAAGUGCCCAUACAUGGGCUGCACGAACAAGAGGCCGCUUACGUGGGACGACAUGAUGGAGGAUCCGGUGGCCAAACGUGCAUGUUAAUUAAGAUCACGGCGCCAGUGUGCAGUCGUUCAGCAUUUUCAUGAGUGACGUUACGUGAUCAUCCUGCACCGCUUUGUAAGAUAGCUGUGGGCGCAGCUUCGAUUUCGUAAGCAAAUGGGAUUACAUUGAGUGUUCCGCAAUCCUCUCCAAUCCCAGACAGAUACAGUAAUUGUUAAAUGGUCGGAAUUUCCGGGACGAAAAACGUUUGGAUAUCGACAAAAGGGGAUGGGCCAUUACGUAUAAGAAACCUAUCUGUCUGCGGGGAUGACUUGGGGACGAAAGUCCUUGCUAUGCAUAGCUUGCUGCAAAGACGGAAUCAUUCCAUCCCGUAGCGCUAUUUCAGUUCAACAGGCGUUUUCUGCUGGCGGAUUUUAUGAGCAUGCUUAGUUGUGUCGAGCCGUGGCCGUUCCCACUUCAGCCUGCCUAUUUCUGCCAAUCGCCAGUCGACGACCCCUAGCUUGUUUUUCGUUGUUUUUGUUUGUUUGUUUGUGUUUUGCUCGAAUCAGGGUUAAGAAUUCGCUGCAACUGGGGGGGGGGG
Pollicipes pollicipes is the source of this 1338-nucleotide messenger RNA. RefSeq names its product E3 SUMO-protein ligase NSE2. NCBI's taxonomy places the organism in Eukaryota, Metazoa, Arthropoda, Thecostraca, Pollicipedomorpha, Pollicipedidae. Gene Ontology annotation, biological process: double-strand break repair via homologous recombination; protein sumoylation. Gene Ontology annotation, cellular component: Smc5-Smc6 complex; nucleus. The record is from RefSeq and is a predicted model, not a curated record. The coding region runs from base 186 to 800 and encodes 204 amino acids. The transcript has 2 exons. Gene Ontology annotation, molecular function: SUMO ligase activity; zinc ion binding.